UGUUAAAAAAAAACAGUACAGGAAAUAGAAAAAAAAAUAUAUAUACAUAUAUAUUUAAUAAAGCAAAAACUUAUAAUAAUAAUAGUUAAAAAAAAAACAAUCUAACCUAACCCCAUAACCCCCACACCCACAAUUUCUGAAACGGUAAAAAAAAAGCAAUUCUUUUCUCUCUGUGCUCGUUGCUUUCUUCCUUCUCCUAUGCGCAGCUUUGGUUCUUUUCUCUUCUCUUCAAUUUUUCUUUCUUCUUCAAAGGAAACAAAAUACUACACAAUACCCCCACCAUCAAAUAGACGUUGGUGAAGAGAAAUUAUCUUGCAAGUGGAAAAGAUGUUGGGCAUGGUUUUGGGAGAUAGGGUUUGUGCUAAAGAAUGAGAAGAGUACCCACCGCUUCACGAUUACUCAGUCGGGUUAUUGAGAUCUGCCGGUUAGUGGUUCGUUUGGUUGUCGCGCAGUUGUGGAGAGCAAUCGUGUUGGUUCUUCGUAACUAUUUUCAGGCAACUAAGUAGCAGACUGUUGUCAAGUUCAGAUCAUUCGGCUCGUUUUGUUUAUAGGCCUCAUUUGGCAGGUGGUCAUAUUUGUGUCUUUGUUGCUCUUUGCUAUUCUGCAGCUAUAGGGGAGUCUUGGGGAAUUCAGUUUGAGUUAUUAUGUAUUGUUUUAAUUUAAGAAUUUGCACUUUAGUGCUGGAUUUGGAAUUCGUGUAUUCUUGGAGUUCUAGACAUGAUAAACCUCAAUUGAUAUAUUUUAUUAUUUUGGAGAUAUUGAUACUACAGGAAAGAUUCUUUUUGUAAAUUAUAGUAAACAUGUAUAAUUUUGGAAAAUCAUUUUGGGAAGAGGGUUUUGGUUAAAUAGGCUUGCCAGGCUAAGAUGAUAGUCUGUGCGCCGGUCACGGCUUAGGAUUUUGGGUCGUGACAAAGUUGGUAUCAGAGCUUUGGUUGUAGGUCCUAAUAGCUGUAGACAUGAGGUAGUGAUAGAAUCUUUCUAGUAAAUUGUGAACCGCGGCACAACUUACUUCAAAGAUGCUAUUAACGCCUCAUGAGAGUCUUAACGUUGUUUCCAAGUGUGAUUUGAGUUCGUUCCUCAAUUCACCAAAAAAUCUGAGUCAUGUCUUAUAUUCGAUGAAUAUUCUUUGUUCAGUGAGGAUACCACCUAAAUUCGAUUUCUAUUAGAGGAUGUGUCAGCUUAUGAAGAUCCUCUUUGAGGAGAUUGUGGUCGGUGUUGUAGUUUACGCCAAGGACCAUCGCCGAUACGAGCUUGUUGCUCCCUGUUGUAGCUAAUGUUAACGUGCUUAUAUUGCGGUAAUGACAUUCAAGGAUGGUAGAGCUUACAAUUGGUAUGAAAUGAAAGAAUCAUAACAUGACUUGCAAUAACACGUUGGACUGGUUGUUGGGCAGCAACAACAUAACCCACGUAUGACAAUUUAUGAGUUUCAGCAAGAUGCUAGGCAUAAGAGAGCAACAAAAUGUAGGUGUCACUAGAAAGAUUCAGGUCACACUAAGUUGGUUGCAUGAGGCUUAAAUUCUCCUAAUUUUCUAGUACUUAUGCACAUGGGGAGCAAGUGAGGAUUAAUGGUGCUUUAUGGAAACUAUAGAGAGCAAUUUGGAUGCACACACGUUAGAGAGGUGGAGUUAACAUCAUUCUAGUUAGAUGGUGUAGUAUAUGAUUGGUUUUGUGACUUUGUGCACACAAUAACGACGAGAUCACCUCUAAUAUCAUAGGACAAAUUUUGACAUUUAUAAAUCGUUUGAUACGAGAGUUAGAAAUGGUUUGACUCAUGUGUUUGAAUUGCUGGAACAGGAUAAAGUCAAUGACACUAGGGAGUGGUUCUAGUGUCCAGGCUUCAAACUUUGUGCAAAGUCAUAUAUUAAGUUAUGAAGGGAAUUCACGCACCAUUACUUCCUCAAAUGCAUUUAUGUGCGAGAUUUAUAUCAGAUUCUAUUUCUCAAAAGCUUCAUCUUGUAGCUUGCUUGUGAUUUAGUAGGGUUUGAUGUUAGUGACAAGUUACAUACUAGGAGGAAUUGACAUAUGGUUGUGGUGCAAGCUAUGAGUUAUUUUGGCCAAGAUAAGUGAGUACCAGGAUUUGGUGGUUGAGGUUAAUGACUGGCAAGGGAGUCAAGCUUGAGUCUUUGCUUUGAAUCGUCAUGAUUCUCAAGAAUCCAUUGUAGUGGUUACAAGUCCGCUUUCUAUAUGUUAUUGAGAUGUUCAUGUUUUGUUUGAUCCUAAAGCUGUAUACUCCAUUUUACCAUUUUUAGUAUGCUUCUGAAGUUGGAAAAUUUUCUCUUUCCUUAAAUAAUAUGUUGGUUAUGGGCUCGUGGCUACACCUCUUAGAGAGUUUUCUAUAGUAAAGUUGUGCACCAUUAUUUUUAAGAUAUCCAUUGGAAAUCGAUUGAGAGUUGUUGUUAGUCGUUAUAGCUUAAGACAUAAUUGAUUUUAGUGUGAUCUUUGGAUAUAGAUUGGAUAAUCUUUUGUCAACGAUACUUUGGAUUGUCAUAAAUAAGGUAGUGAGAUUUAAGGCACAAGGAGAGUCAUUUUUCUCAUUUUCGGGAGUGAAGUUGGACACCUCAUAAUCCAGUUUCAGUAUUGAAAGUUAACAAGUUACUAAGGAAGAGUUGUAGGUAAUAAUUGCUCUAGGUAAAGAUACUCAAUUAGAAAAAAUUGAAACUAUAAGAGAUUUUGUGGUGGGUGUUUUGCAGAAUGUAUUCCCAAGAAAAUUUCUUGGUGUACCUUCCAAUAAGGGGAUAGAGUUUUCCAUAUACUUAGUUUCUGAACCAGAUUUAUUGUGAAGAAUAGAGUCAAGACCAUAGUUAUGUGUUGACUACAGGCAGUUGGAGAAUAUGAUGGUAUUAAAAAAAAAAGGGAGACUUAGUGAUCUAGGUACCAUAAAUGGAAAAUUAAGAAAGAAAGAAUUUUGAAGACCACUUACAGCACAUGUUGUGACUGUAAUGGGUUGUUGGUCAUGCCUUUGGACUUAGUGACACCACUGCUGAUUUAAGAAUUCAGUGAACCAUAUCUUUGAAUCCUUCUUUGAGCAUUUUAUGAUUGUGUUUAUUAAUGAUAUUCUUAGUUAUACUGAGGAUAAAGAAGAGUUCUAGAAGCUUGUUGAUAGUGGAGUUCCAUUUGGGGCUUGCCCAUUUCAACUUAAUGUUGAGUGUUGACUUACAUGCAAAUUCUUUUUACUCUAGUAGAUGUUGGAAAAACUCAAGGUUAAGAAUUGAAGAGGAUUUUGAUGGAGAUGAUGUUAGUGGUCCACCCAGAAAACAAUUUUAACACUUAUAGUUUUGGUGGAAAGAAGAAGCUUUUGCUGUAAAAAAAAAAAAAGAAAAACACCCUGGUUGGAAAAAAAGAGAGAGAGAUUUCUGAGUUUUCUAAUUUACUGGUUAGAAGCUUUGGCAAAUUGAUCACAGUCAUCUUCCUAUUGCUUCAUGUGAUAAUCCUAGGCAAUCAUGUAGUCCAUAAUUUCCUAAUUAUUGUAUGGUUACUUGGUGCAACAGUGACCAUUACAUCAGGUAGUUGCCUGAAGGAUUCUAAGCCCUUUUAUUCAUUAGUUCCAGUAACACUUAAAUAUACUGUAUGAUAGCCUUUCAGUUAAAAAAAAAAAUUGCAAAGGGUGAAGAUGGAAGAGGAUGUUUAAAGUGAUAAGAUUUUAUAGUUUUCAUUAGACUUUGUUGACAUUUAGUGAUUUGAAUGAUAAAUAGGUGUGCCUAAUGUAGAUAGUUUGAGGAAGAAAUAUUAGAGGAGACUCAUCGUUCUUCAUACACCAUACACAUGAAUUCCAUAAAUGAUUCAAUACUUGAAAGCACAUUUAUUGGUGGGAAGGAAUAAAAUAAAAUAAAAACGUAGUGGAAUUUGUUUCUAAAUGGUAUGUCAAGGAGGUAAGGAUAAGCACUAAAACCCAGUAGAGGUGCUUCAAUCUAUUGAGAUGAGUGAAAGUGGAUAGGUAUUGCUAUGAAUUUCAUGAUAGAUUUUCCUAGGACAUCAAGGGGUUAUGGUUCCUUAGGUGUGAUUAUAGAUUGAUUGUCAAAGUUGGCACACUUCUUGCCUGUGAGAGUACCUACACUGGAGCUGCGUAUACUAAGCUAUACUUGGAUAAGUGUGAUUAUUUACUUGCUGUACAUGUGUCUACAAUUAUUGGAAAGCUCAAUUCAUUUCACAAUUUUGGAAGUCUUCCUUGAAUUGCUUUGAUGACUCGCUUGAAUUUAAAUAUUGUUUAUAUCUUGAGCUAAUGCUCAUACAAGCAUGAGAGAGACUAUUAAGAUCUUAGAGGAUAUGCUUUGGGUUUGUGUUCUACAACAAAGAGGGAGUUCAAAGCAGUAGUUGUCUUUGUUUGAAUUUGCUUAUAAUAACAAUUGUCAAUCUAGCAUUUGGAUGACACUAUUUGAGGUUUGGUAUGGUAAGUGAUGCAGGUUACCAAAUAGGUUGGUUUGAAAUUGAAUAAGCUAAACUUUUAGGCACGAAAUUUUCCAUGAUAUAUAAUUAGAUGAGCAUUUACCUUAUGGAACAUCCAGUAGCCUUGGUUGAUAUGAGGGUGAAGUGUAUGCAUUCUAAGAGAAUUGAUUCAGUGAAAGUUCUUUGGUUAGAACCACCUGGUGAGGUGAAGAGAAAUCUUGGGAACGUGGAGUAACCAGUAUCUCUCGCUAUUGGAAACUUAAAAGUUAGCUAAAACUAUAAAAUUCGAGGACGAAUUUUUCUAAGGGGGGAAGAUUGAAACAUCCUGUUAAAAAAAAACGGUACAGGAAAUAGAAAAAAAAUAUAUAUAUACAUAUAUAUUUAAUAAAGCAAAAACUUAUAAUAAUAAUAGUUAAAAAAAAAACAAUCUAACCUAACCCCAUAACCCACGCAGCCCCACACCCACAAUUUCUGAAACGGUAAAAAAAAGCAAUUCUUUUCUCUCUGUGCUCGUUGCUUUCUUCCUUCUCCUGUGCACAGCUUUGGUUCUUUUCUCUUCUCUUCAAUUUUUCUUUCUUCUUCAAAGGAAACAAAAUACUACACAAUACCCCCACCAUCAAAUAGACGUUGGUGAAGAGAAAUUAUCUUGCAAGUGGAAAAGAUGUUGGGCAUGGUUUUGGGAGAUAGGGUUUGUGCUAAAGAAUGAGAAGAGUACCCACCGCUUCACGAUUACUCAUUCGGGUUAUUGAGGUAUAUCUAUCACUUAUAGAUUUAAAGAAUGAUAUUAUAGUAUAUGUUAGACUUGAGUAGGAUUAUUUUAGGGGUUUGGGUACAUAAUUGGGGAUUUCAUAGUUGCUCACGGGUAGUACGACAUAAGAUAAUUGUUGCUGAAGGUUUGAAGUUGAUUUUUGGUGUUCAGAUCUGCCGGUUAGUGGUUCGUUUGGUUGUCGCGCAGUUGUGGAGAGCAAUCGUGUUGGUUCUUCGUAACUAUUGUUUGGUAGAUUUCUCUCUACCAAAUUGCAAUUAUACAUUGGGGAGUUGGAAGGACUUUCCGGAAAGACAGUUCUACUUGUGACUCAUCAAGUUGACUUCCUUCCAGCAUUUGAUUCUGUUUUGUUGAUGUCAGGUGGAAAAUCCCUACAAGCUGCUCCUUAUCACCAUCUAUUGACCUCAAGCCAAGGAUUUCAGGAUCUAGUCAAUGCUCACAAAGAAACUGCUGGUUCUGACCGGCUUGUAGAUGUUACUUCUUCCCAGAGACCUUCAAAUUCUGGUAGAGAGAUUAUAAAAUCUUCCAAACAGAAGCAGUUUAAAGCAUUAAAUGGUGACCAACUAAUCAAGCAAGAAGAGAGAGAAAGAGGAGACACAGGAUUCAAGCCUUAUUUACAGUAUUUUAAUCAGAGUAGAGGUUACAUAUACUUUUCUGGGAGUUGUCUUUCUUUCCUCAUGUUUGUGAUUUGCCAGAUAAUUCAAAACUCAUGGAUGGCUUCUAAUGUUGACAAUUCUCAUGUCAGCACGUUGCAAUUGAUUCUAGUUUACUUGCUGAUUGGAGUUGGCUCCACAAUUUUCUUAAUGACUAGAGUUUUUCUUUCUGUUGCUUUGGGUGUUCAAUCAUCAAAAUCGCUAUUUUCACAGUUAAUGAACUCCCUUUUUCGUGCACCAAUGUCUUUUUAUGACUCUACACCAUUGGGAAGGAUACUUAGUCGGGUCUCAGCAGAUCUUAGCAUUGUGGAUCUUGAUCUCCCACUUAACCUCUCUUAUGCUGUGGGCGGUAUUAUAAGCUAUUAUGCUGAUCUUAUAGUUUUAACAGCAACCACUUGGCAACUCUUGUUUAUCUCGAUACCUAUGGUUUAUAUUGUUAUGCGCUUGCAGAGAUACUACUAUCCAUGUGCUAAAGAAUUUAUGCGGAUGGAAGGCACAACAAAAUCCUCUGUAGCUAAUCAUGUAGCCGAAACUGUUGCUGGAUCUAUGACAAUAAGGGCAUUUGAGGAAGAAGAUCGUUUUUUCAGGAAUAAUCUUGAUCUAAUUGAUGCCAAUGCUAGUCCUUUCUUCCAUAUUUUUUCCUCCAAUGAAUGGUUGAUACAACGGUCAGAAACAGUCUACGCAAUUGUUCUCGCUGCCACGGCACUUUGCAUGGUAAUGCUUCCACAUGGGACUUUAACUUCUGGAUUUAUUGGUAUGGCUCUAUCUUAUGGCCUUUCACUAAACUCUAACUUAGUAUUUUCUAUUCAAAGUCACUGCAUUCUUGCAAAUUACAUAGUAUCCGUAGAGAGGCUAAAUCAAUACAUGCAUAUACCAAGUGAGGCCCAAGAAGUUAUAAAAGAAAAUCGUCCUCCAGUUAAUUGGCCAGAUGCUGGCAAAGUCGAAAUACAGGAUUUGCAGAUACGAUACAGGCCUGGGGGGCCACUUGUACUACAUGGUAUCACAUGCACAUUUGAAGGAGGGCACAAGAUUGGUAUUGUUGGUAGCACAGGUAGUGGAAAAUCCACAUUAAUAGGUGCUUUAUUUCGUCUUGUGGAGCCAUCUGGAGGAAAAAUUAUAGUUGAUGGCAUAGACAUUUGUUCUAUUGGCCUUCAUGAUUUGAGAUCAAGUAUUGGAAUUAUACCUCAGGAUCCCACCCUUUUCAUUGGAACAGUUAGAUAUAAUUUGGACCCCUUAUCUCAACACUCAGAUCAAGAAAUAUGGGAGGUUCUUGGAAAGUGUCAGUUGCAAGAACCUGUCCAGGAAAAAGGUGGCUUAGACUCUUCAGUUGUUGAAGAUGGAUCAAAUUGGAGCACUGGACAAAGGCAAUUAUUCUGUUUGGGGCGUGCUCUUUUGAGGAGAAGUAAAAUUUUGGUGCUGGAUGAAGCAACUGCAUCAAUUGAUAAUGCAACUGAUUUGAUUCUGCAGAAAACCAUCAAGACUGAAUUUGCUGAUUGUACAGUAAUCACUGUAGCCCACAGGAUACCAACCGUGAUGAAUUGCACUAUGGUUCUUGCCAUCAAUGAGGGAAAGCUAGCAGAGUAUGAUGAGCCUAUGGAGUUGAUGAAGAGAGAAAAAUCAUUGUUUAGGCAACUUGUUAAGGAAUACUGGUCUCAUUUUCAGUCUGCAGAAUCACAUUGGAAGAUGUGAAUUUUUUUGUGCUAGCAUUAUUCUCUGCUUUUGUUAUUAGCUAAGAGCAAUGAAAGCCAAUAAAAUGAAUGAUUAAAAGUUGAAUGUAACAUAUUGAGCCCAUCUUAAUGUUAAAAAUAAGCUUUAGUUGC
Lotus japonicus is the source of this 7622-nucleotide messenger RNA. RefSeq names its product ABC transporter C family member 10-like. The transcript has 12 exons. NCBI's taxonomy places the organism in Eukaryota, Viridiplantae, Streptophyta, Magnoliopsida, Fabales, Fabaceae. The record is from RefSeq and is a predicted model, not a curated record. Gene Ontology annotation, biological process: transmembrane transport. Gene Ontology annotation, molecular function: ATP binding; ATP hydrolysis activity; ABC-type transporter activity. Gene Ontology annotation, cellular component: plant-type vacuole; vacuolar membrane. Bases 5503 to 7491 code for a protein of 662 amino acids.